Molecule: messenger RNA, 4488 nt
Organism: Hermetia illucens (black soldier fly)
Lineage: Eukaryota; Metazoa; Arthropoda; Insecta; Diptera; Stratiomyidae
Gene: pot
Exons: 9
Coding region: 16-2883 (955 amino acids)
Source: RefSeq, a predicted model, not a curated record
ACUUUGAAUUUUUUUAUGAAUGAUGAAGCUAUGAUGCGAAAGACAACUAUACGGCAGCGCAACUCUUUGCUACUAUUUUCGAUAUUGGCAUUUGGUUUUGUAAAUAUUGCUUCUGGUCAAUCCAACUAUGCCUCACAUGCUAACAAUGUGGAGUACCAGGGAGAAGGGUUGCCUGAAGAAGCGACCCUGGAUGGAAAGGUUACGAAACUAGAUGACUUAAGUCCGAUCAUAUUCUUAAAUCGAACGAAAGCUGUUUUGAAUUGCGGAGCAGGUUCCAUGCAGGUGGAUUUGAAAUUCAACGAACGAUUUUAUGGAAUCGCAUAUGCAGACUUUGAUCGAAAUAGUGCCUGUCAAGUACUCGGCAAAGGAGACCACAGCUACCGUUUGGAAUUACCACUCAAGGGAUGUGGAACAAAACAGGAUCCACAACGUGUUUUCACAAACAAUAUUGUUGUACGGUUUCAUCCUGGUCUAGAAAUGGACGGUGAUGAGAUUAUAACUAUAGUAUGUCGUUACCCUCCGCCGGUUGCACCAAUUCCAGCUGGUUUACCUGCUCCUAUUUUGAACGCCGUAGUUCCUGCUUCCGUUGUCGAGCCUCCACUGAAAGGAAUUCAAAUUCUUAUGAUUAUUUGCGCAAUUAUGUUCCUAACUUUACUUCUUCUUGGACUUGGAGUGUCGUACUAUUGUUUGAGACGCCGGCCAAUUCCGGUGGUACGUCGUCUGCCAAUGUCCAUGGGAAGUGGAUCAGAAAUCACCAAAUUGAGCGGUAGUAGUUUAGGCAACAUCUCUGCAUUUGAAGGUCUGAAAAUUCCGCGUGCGCAUGCACCUUUGGCGGUUGUCCAUAGUUCAUCUGGAAGUGAUGGCCCAUUAAUCUCAGACACUAUUCCGUCAGAUUAUCCCAGUGAAUCUCAUUCAGAGAUUGAAGAAAUUGAUACACGGUCAUUGCCAGCUAGCUCAGCCGGAAGCUAUGAAAACCGUGCGUUUGUUCAAGAAACUUCCAGCUUAUAUAGUGAAAACUAUGGCCAUACUCAAGAAUUCCAGGCUGCAAACGCUAUUGCUCAAGCUUCUAUGGUUCCUCGCCAUCCAAUUGCUGUCAAAGAGAGUUCACCGCAAUUCGAUGUUCAAGUCCGCGUUAAACGGGCUCCGCCAUUGCCACCAUCUCCUAUGACUUCAGAUACAGAAAGUGUUGCUACCAGUCGUCAUGAUCGUAACAAUCUUUCCACAAUUAUGGAAAGUCAUGAAGAUCGCGAGAGUGUUAUUACAAUGGAUUCACUGCCACAGGAUGUUGCUCACAGUCAGUUUACUUAUAUUCCAGAGUUACAUGCUGCGCCUAAGCUAGAUACUCCACCAGAGCCUGGUUUCGCUAGGGUUGAAAGGAAAGAACAGACUGAGGUGCGUCACCGCUGGCCAGUCGACUUCGCCGAGCCCCCACCAGUCAGUGAAACCCGCAGUCUUGUAUCAUUGGGCACCGAAAUGACUGAUACGCAUUCAGUUAGCGAAAUGUUGGAUACAUCGCAUCUCUAUCCAAUGCCAUACCAUACCAGUGUUGACAUUGAGCAAGUAAUUGAGCCACCAAUUGUUGUUAAGAAGCCACAAAUUUCAUCUCAUACCGUGGAUGAUGUUUUCUUACGCACUAUCACCGAGAAGAAAACGAUUGAAGACAUCGAGAGCCAUAAACGCCGCGUCACUGAAUAUAAGGCGAAACCAAUACCAGAUCCUACAUGGGACGUUACCAUUCGCAAUUACCCCACCGAGGAUCAGAUCCAGAACCGAUGGGAGAACUUCUCAGACAUCUCCAGUGCAUCCGGAAUGACACUUACUCCAAAAAUGGAGCGCGCUUCACUAAGUUUACCACCAGCUCAAUACAUCAGCGAAAGCGGAGAGAAACUCACCAGUCCUGAACUCGUAGGAAAUAUGAAGCCAAUUGAAAUUCCACCACAGGAUAGGGCUGUUCCUAACUGGGAUAUCUUGAUUCGUGUUCUUGAGAACGCGGAUAUGCCUGAAGUUGACGACACAAGUUCAGUUCACUCUUCAGUGUACCCGCUAACUAGACAACUUAGCUACGAGGACAAGACAAAGUGGAAGGAAAUCAUAACCACGCAAUCGACCUUGCGUACUAUGCUUUCGGAAGCAGUUGUGCGAGAAGAUUUUGAACGUAUCCGCAACGACAUCCGUUAUGAACGUAUCUUCGAACCACAAACCUGGGACGUACUGAUUCGAAUUUUAGCUCCACCAGAGGACGAUGUCGAUGGCCGCGUAAUUCGUCGUAACAAAAAUAAGAAGGAAGCAUGGGAUACUCGUUCUCGUCGCAGCUCGCUGCCAACUCUUUACGAAUAUGACAGUGAUGGAGGUUCCAGCGUACGAACAAUUCGUAAUGAUCCCAUGCCAAGUACGAGCGGUGGCUACCAACAGCAUCCGCGAUCACGGCGUACUUCACGAUCAUCGUACCGAUCUGACAAUGUUGACAUGCGGUCCAUGUCUGAAAUGACGGUUGAUUUCGGUCGCCCCGAUCACUUCGAUAACAUUUCAGAGGGUAGCUCAAUCUUCCCUCAACGCUAUUAUGACGAAGAAGGGUAUGAAGGCAGAUCAGUACAACGAUCGUUGAGUCAUCCAAGUCUUGCAAGAUCGGCUAGUGAGUUCACAGAACAUUGGAUCGCUCCUGAAGGAUCAGACAUGUCAUCGCCCGAUACUACACCACGUGCUCGACGAUCACAGCGAGUUUUGACAACAUUCCAAUCACGCCCCGUUCAGGCACCUGCUCCACCGACGCGGAAUCGACGUGGAAGUGGUAGUACCCAGGUUGUCACCCAAACACAAUAUGUCGAAUCGCGUGUAAGUACUUUCCAAACGGACGACGGGGAUAAGAGGCCACGCGAAUGGUGAAUACCGAAAUAACCAAACUCCCUACGAGUGACUGAAAAGGACAGUUGGAGAGAAAAAGAGUGUAAAUUUUACUAUUACUAAAAGUUGUCACAAGAAUAAUGACCAUUGCGAAAGUGAGUUUUAAGUAAAAGCAGUUAGCUCAGUAGGGAAUACUAUUUUUGUGUUAUCUUAGAAGCAUCCAUUGCUACUCGAAGAGAGCCUGAACGCUACAGCACUGCCUGUGGGUCGAAAUCAAUUGAAAUUGUUUAAAUAAGUGAAAUAUGCAAAAUGAUUCCAUAUCGCUUGAACAUUAACCAGAAAUAUAACACUAAGUGCCAAUACUUUUUAACUGUUAUUAUGAUAUUUGUAUUUCUAUUUUAAAGUACUACCAAUAUUAAUUUUAAUCAAUAAAAUCAAAAUCUUUUUAGCAAUAAGGUCCUCGCAAAUUGUCUGUCUGCGAUCAAAUUUUACCUAAACAGGCCAAGAUUAAAGUAUGCUGACUCAGCCCUUAAUUAUGAAGACAGUAUUUCCUUGACCUUCUUCUGAAACUGACUUUCUGAAAGUCCCGCCUAAUGUGAGAUAGUUUUUCUACCAUUUUCCAGGAACGUUAGGUGGUGGUAGCAGGCAGACAAUUGCUAUAUACAACUAUUCAAAUUACUAUUUCUUAUCUCACCUUGCCCCGUUUAAAAUACCAUGAGAUAAAUGUGAUAGUAAUCAAUGAUUGGAUGAUUCAUUUGUUUUCAUUAUUCCACGAUAGGUUCAAUGGUUUUAGGAAUUUAGUUAGUGCUGGCCUUUGUGGAAAGCUGCAAACGAAUGAAGGUUUUUAACUUUUAUGAAAUUAAUGUAUCUUAACUUUAUGAAUCCAAGGUUGAAACAACUUAUGAGUUGCUACAAAAGGUCGGAAAGAGAAGGUUAGGGUAUAUUUUUUCCCGCAAUACAAACGUCGAAAUCAAUGAUUCUAGCCCCUAUUUCCUCCUAAGCUGCAAGCAGAACUGUAGAGUUGAAAGUACUAUUUUAACUACAAUUUGAACACAUAAAGUCGUAAUGAGAAGACGUGGGUGAUAAAGAUGCGAGUAAGUUUUUAGCUACCGCGACCCGGUGGAGGGACACCAGUUCUAACACAAACAAGUAUUUAAGCCAUCCGAAAAAUAAAUAUAAGCGUUCUUAUCUUUCAUAUCAUAUGAAAUUUCUCCAUACAUAAACAUUCCAGAAUAUUUGACCAAUUUUACUUUCGGGGCCUUUAGCGUAAGUCAAACACAUUCUCAACUCAGUUUCGUCUUGCACAAUUCGUAAAAAUAAUUUGUGUACAUAUUGUUCUUUGAAAAUUUAUUAUUAGAUUCUCCAGUGAUUACGAUGUAAUAAGUAUCAUAUCAAAUUUUAUAAUUUUUUAUUGUAAAUUCGAAAUUUGAAUGAAUUCGGUGCAAAAGAAAGAAACAAAAAAUAAUCAAAUCGUAAAAAUGAGAUUUCUUUAAUUAUGUAUUUCAUAAAUUCUAAAUAUUUCUACCAAUUACGAAAUAGUUCGCUUAAAUUCUUAAGGAUUUAAAUGAUGAUAAAAUGUGUAUAAAAUAAUAUUACAAACGCUUCUACACAAAUUAACAAAUAAAGGAAAUAUUCGACUAACAUCAA